Molecule: messenger RNA, 6682 nt
Organism: Mycena citricolor
Lineage: Eukaryota; Fungi; Basidiomycota; Agaricomycetes; Agaricales; Mycenaceae
Source: the annotation of a GenBank genome assembly
CCGCCACACAACAAUCACCACGCGUGUAGAAUCAUGUGCAAUCCCUCGCCAACGACGAUCGCCUUCUUCUCGAUUGUUGACACACCCUGCAUGAGAUGCCUACUCGCUUGCGAAUGCGCAAAGACUAGUCUGAAAUCGAGACCGCGGACGUCCUCAUAGGGCAGCCUUGCUGAGAAGGAGAACGCCCACACCCCAGACUGCACUAGUGAUCGACGCUGGAACUGGAACGGCUAGAUGGGAUUGGUUUUCACGGGCAACUCCACAUGCGCUGCCCAACCCAGAUCAGUGCUGGCAUGCCGCCGAGAAGAGUUGGCCAUACAUCGCGUGUUGGGCCCGUGUGGUAUGUGCAGUAACUCCUUGCCCUCAUCAACAUCUAUACAUAUAGUGAGGCUGAUACCCCGACUGCCACCUUCUAUCAUUCCUUCGUUUGCGUCCACGGCGAGACAUGGCUGCUCUCCUUACUCUCAGGCUAUUGCUGACGUGGGUGACCCCGGCCCUGGGAGCUGCGGUGUCACCCCGGAUGACGCUGGACAACGGGACCUUCUUGGGUAUUUCUGGCUCUGCCAACACGCACAGCUAUUUGGGGAUCCCCUUCGCAAAGCCGCCUGUUGGGCCUCUGCGCUUCAACCUGCCGGCUCCCGUAGACGCUUACCACGGGGACUUCAAUGCGACGUCGAUGGGAUUCUCUUGCCCACAACAAUAUGUCAGGGUGCCGAUCCUGACGGGCAUCGCCGACCAGCUCGUGAGCACGCUCUGGUCCAAGUACUAUAGCGGAAAGUACCCCGACGACGAAGACUGUUUAACAAUCAACAUCAUCAAGCCGGCGAACGCGACUGCGGAUUCCAAGCUGCCUGUCGUGUUCUGGCUCUUUGCAGGCGCCUUCGAGUUUGGCACGCCGGCGCGGUACGAUGGAACACCGGUCGUCGAGCGGUCGAUUGAGAUGGGUCAGCCGAUCAUCUAUGUCUCCAUCAACUACCGUCUGUCCGCAUUCGGGUUUUUGGCGAGCAAGGAAGUGCGUGCGGCUGGUGUGGGAAAUCUGGGACUUCAGGACCAACGGGAAGCUUUACGUUGGGUGCAAAAGUACAUUUCCCAGUUUGGCGGUGAUCCUACGAAGGUUACCAUUUGGGGCGAAUCGGCUGGCGCCAUCUCCGUCUCGCUGCAGAUGCUGACUAACGGUGGCGACACGGAAGGACUGUUCCGGGCUGCCUAUAUGCAGAGUGGGUCGCCCGUGCCGGUGGGACCGGUGGAGAAUGGUCAAAAAUACUAUGACGCCAUCGUCCAACAAACUGGAUGUGGCUCUUCAAACGACACGCUGGACUGCCUGCGCGGUGUGCCCUAUGCGACAUUGAAAAGUGUGGUUGAUGCAUCUCCGUUCUUCUUGGAUUACUCGGCGUUGGUGCUGGCUUGGGUUCCCCGUGAGGACGGUAAUUUCUUGAAGGAUCACCCACAGAAACUGGUGCAGCAGGGCUCGGUGGCCAAUGUGCCCCUUGUCAGUGGCGACUGUGACGACGAGGGCACUAUCUUUUCGCUCUCGACACUGAACAUCACGACGGACGAUCAGUUCGCGAGCUGGCUCGCCACAGAAUGGGCGCCCACCUCGGGCCCGGAUGUCGUUCAAGCUUUGACCGCGGCCUACCCCAGCGACGUCAGCUUUGGCUCGCCGUAUGGUACCGGGUCCUUGAAUGCCCUCACACCCCAGUACAAGCGUAUUGCUGCGUUCCAAGGAGAUGCAGUCUUCCAUGCCCCCAGACGCUUCUUCCUGCAAUCCCAGUCGGGCAAACAGCCCAUGUGGUCCUACCUCAACAAGCGAGACAAGAUCAUCCCUGUACUCGGCUCGUUCCACACCUCGGACGUGAGCAACGUUUUCGGCAAAGGCGAGUUGACCGACUACCUCGUCAACUUUGUCACGAACCUCGAUCCAAACGGGCCGACUGUCCCUCAAUGGCCGCAGUACUCGACAGCACAGCCGAACCUGCUCACGCUGAAUGACAUUGGAUCUGGGCUGUUUGCGCCCAAGAUCGAGAUCACGCAGGAUACGUUUAGGAACGAGUCGAUUGCAGUGAUGACGCAGAUCUCGCUGGAGCAUCCGAUAUGAUUGAAUCUCGGUUUGCGGCGUGUUUUUACUGGGAUAGACACGAGGAGUGCGUCGGAAGGGAAGUCUCGACCCCAACACGCGUAUUGUUAUUGUUCAAUUCUCUGUCCUCUCUAUAGACUGCAGGUUUAUUGAUACAUACAUAAUUGGGAGUGCUUAUUUGACAUUGGCAACGUGAGCGCAGUUCGGAUGUCGUUCCCAAUUUCAUUUACCCGGGCCCUUGAUCCUUGGCUACGGGUGAAUCCGAACAGGAAUUGAAGCUUGCUGGGGAGAAGGUCGACUGGAGAAGGGGCGGACAAUGUCCUCUUGAACUAUACACUCGCCGGGAUCGAAAUGUCGAAACAUGUCUGUGUCUAGACUUGGCGCAGCACAGUCGGACGAGAUGCACGUUCCGACAGCAGCAUCAGAGGGUGGACUACUGGCACACGACCAACGCAAAGUGUGAGAGCGCAAGACGAGAAAAGAGCGCGGGCACGCCCCUUGCACCACGGGAGAAGGGCAUUUGGAUGUAACGUAUGUUCUCCAAUUGGCGCAAACAACCCAAGUAGUUGUUUUGGAAAACUUGGCGGAUCCUCGACUUUGCGCUCUGAGCGGGAUGGGGCUCUGAGAACGGGUGUACAUAUCAUGUACCUGUUCUCUGGAAUCGCGCGGCACAAAGCUUCAAGCGUCUUGGCAUCCCCAGCUGGGGAAAGAGCGUAUCCUGCUUCAGAGACUGUCACGUUCCCCGGUCAUGUCGACUGGAAUGAAAGUGAAAGGUGACAUGGUCAAGUUUCACCGGCAACCUGAAUGCACUUAUAUGAGGGCCGAGGUGUGGGGGACCGCGGCGAACGAGUACUGUGCGAACGAGAUUGAGCUUGGAUUGAGCCAGAUAAACAACUGGAAGAGUGUUGGGAGCACUAAAAACAAGAGCUUGAGUGGUGGAUAUGAACGGCCCGCGGGGCUCUUGAGGGCUACAACGGAGGGUGUAGAGGUCGCGGUCAAGUCACAAACUAAGCGUGGAGUGCUUGGUGUGCAUCACCUACGUUGACUAUCAUAUCCGAGCUCCGCCUCGUUGUUCAUGGCAGGCACGUACCAGUGCGCAUAUAAAAACAAAAGUGCGCUUGGCUGGACCACAAACAGAGACGCUCUUCAAAGAAAAAGGGGCGGCAACUUUUUCGAAUUAGGGCGGCGUGGAGCAUCGAUAUCUCGGCAGCCAAGAAGUGCUACAUCCGUGGCGAUCGUCAUUAGCCUUGGUCAGCGGAGCCUCUCCUCCCUUUUUGUCUUCUCCCGCCACUGUAUCCGCAGGCGUGCGCCUCCCGCCGCUCCACAGUUCACGCCUACAACCGACGGUCUGGAUCCAGCAACGCAUCACCACGCUUUCUGCCGGACGCGCCCAAUCACCCUGCGCGAUUUUAGCCAUUCGCCUCCGGGGUAAUCACGACCUCGACCAGGAGAGGAAAUGCUCCAUUUCAAUCCCAUCGACGUGACCGUGCCCCAUGUCGCGUAUGCCGCCUUGGGGGGAUUCGUCGUCAUCUUCGGGAUGUUCUCCCUGCUCCUCCGUGAGCGACUCUACGUCGGUGAAGCCUGCUGGGCAUUCAUUUUCGGUGUCAUUGUGGGGCCGUAUGGAGCGAAUAUAUUCAAUCCCCGAGGCUGGGCCGGCGAUGACCCCGGCACGGUCAAUACGAUAACUCUGGAGCUGACCCGUGUGGUCCUCGCCAUCGGAGUGUUCGCCAUCGGUGUCGAGCUUCCGAAAGCGUACAUGCGAAAACACUGGCGGAGCCUCUUCUUCCUGCUGGGGCCUGUGAUGACUUGGGGCUGGUUCGUUUCCGCGGCCUUCAUCUACUGGCUCAUCCCGGGCCUCAACUUCCUCUCCUCGCUUGCCGUCGCCGCGUGCCUGACGCCGACGGACCCGAUUCUUGCUGCUGCGGUCGUCGGUGGCAAGUGGGCGGACAAGCAUGUGCCGACACAUAUACGGCAUCUCUUGGCGGCGGAAAGCGGGUGCAAUGAUGGUGCUGCGUUCCCGUUCUUGUACUUGGCGUUGUACCUCAUCCUUGAUAACUCGACCAGUACCGCCGUUGGCGACUGGUUCCUCAAAUUGUGGCUCUACCAGAUCAUUCUGGGAGUCGUGAUUGGUUCCUUCAUCGGGAUCGGAUUCCGACAUCUCAUGAAGUUUUCUGAACGCGUUUCUCUUAUUGACCGACAUUCCUACGUCGCGCAAUACGUAUCGCUCGCGCUACUCACGAUCGGCACAACGACCCUGCUCGGUUCAGACGAUCUGCUCAGUGCCUUCGCAUGCGGAACGGCCUUUGCCUGGGACGGUUUCUUCAACAGGCAGACGGAGGAGUCCGUCUUCUCCUCUGUGAUCGAUCUGCUGUUCAACUGUGCUGCUUUCAUCUACGUGGGGGCCUGGAUGCCUUUCUCCUCCUUCAGCGAUCCCUCGGGCACCACGCUGCAAGUCUGGCGGCUGGUCGUCAUCGCCAUCUGCGUCAUGGUUCUGCGUCGGCUGCCUAUCAUGGUGGCGAUGUACCGAUGGAUCCCGGAUAUCAAAACGUCGCGCGAGGCUAUCUUCAGUGGUCAUUUCGGGCCGAUUGGAGUGGGGGCAGUCUUCAUCUCGACACUUGCUACGGAGGUGCUGGAAGCGAGUCCGCAGGUGCACACCGACAGACAGGUGGAGCUGCUCGCGAAGACAAUCCAGCCAAUCUGUGCAUUCAUGGUGCUUGUCAGCAUCGCUGUGCAUGGCUUGUCGAUCCCUGGCUUCUCGCUCGGCAAGCGCGUCCACUCUGUUUCGCGAACCUGGUCGAGGCAUACGACGACGACGGCAGCGCAGCGGCCGGAUUGGAUGGACCAUGUGAGACACGCGGAGCAAGGAGAAGUCAUCGUCAACCGUGACGGAGAGCGGCGUGUGGGUGAUCUGGAAAUGGGCUUGGAGAGAGAGAAGGGAGAGGGAGAAACGCUGGAUGGCAGGCCGUUGGAGGACAUUGAUAUCAUCACUAGCGAGAGCCCGACAGCUGUGGGCACCCGGCAAGGGUCUCAGGAAGAGAAGCCGGUGGAAAACGGGGCCGAAAGCCCACCUGAUGGAGAAGCAACGGUAUACGAGUGGCAGCAAGGACCGCAUAAAGUCAUAGAAAGGAGAGCAGGGCCGGGCGAGGAGGUUGAGGUUGAAGUCAUCAGAAACGUGAAUGGGCAAGAUGUAUCCUCGGCGUAUAAAGGAACAGAGGAGGUUGUACGUGGGUUGGUGCACAAGAUCAAGACCGUGCCCAAGGCUUUGGAGGAGGAUUUCGAUGACUUGGUCAAAGCUGCCGAGGAGAGGAUGUCCCUUUCACCACGCUCUCGACAUCUGCUGCAUGAGCCCACGGUCUCCUUCGAGCAAGGUGAUGACGAAGACGAGGGUUGGGCUUCAGAGCACGACGAGAGGGGAACGAGCCCAUCGUCUGAGCGAGGGGACAAGCGCAAGCGGAGCGGGCGAUCUUCGAAGAUACGACCGAUUCCGCGACGACGCGGGUCUGCGACUGCGAAUGCAGCAACCAGGAAGGGUAUCGUCGGGCGAGCGCAGCAGUUUGUACGAGAGCAUCGGCAAGGGCAGCAUCAUCAGGAGUUGCAAGAGGACAGCGCGUCGCCUCCUGUCGCUGGACCGUCCAACGUUCGACCGGAGAAUCAAUCCGCGCCAUCUGAAUCCGAACUCGCAGCCCUUGCCUCGCGUGUGUCUUCGCGAGACUUUGCGUAUGGGGGCAGGAUGGGUCGACGGUCGAGGCUCGAUAGCCUGAGAUUGCAGAGCGGGCGGCCGUCACGGGAUGCAUCGCCGGCGAGAUCGGUCAGAUUUGCGGAGGACGGAGAUCGAACCCCACGGCAUGCCAGUGGGACCAGUACGCCUCUUGUUUCUGCGUUCUCUGCGGCGGAGGAUGGUUUGGUCCGUGAGGAAGGGACUAAGGAGGAAGGGACCAAGGACUGAUCUGUUGAAAUCUCAUUUAGCAGUCUGACGCACAUGAUCUAUGCACGACGACCGACAAUAUGCUUGCUACUUAGAAGUUUACUAGCAUCACUGUACACUACAAUGCAUCUCUCGCUGAAUGUUCCGACGGAUGUCGAGUUCGGAGGAGAGGUGGGCAGUGGUCGAGACUACAUUCAUCACUGAUCACUUUCAUCCUGACAAGAAACCCCUGCGCCCAACUUGACCGCUUCCUGCUCAAGCCGGUUCCGGAAUCGAAUCAAGCUUGCAUGUUCUGUGUCCCGACAAAGGACGCGAAAGACGACACGAGGUCCCGGGCUCUUUCCCUGUUGCAUUUUGUCUACGAAUUCCUUGAGUAGCGGCGAGGAGCACUCAGCGCAUUGACAAAUCUGGAAUGAGGGUAGGAUGUCAACGUCAAGCACAACCUCGUCCAGCUCAGGAGAACGGGAGAGGAGGGAAGGCGGAAGAUCGAGAACAGGACGGAAGAGUCGAUAUGUCGAUGUUGGCGCGUGGAAGUAGAUUCCGUGGCCGAUCCUGAAUCGCCGUAGAGAGCUUAGAGUCUGUAAUUUGAGAAGGCAGAUAUUCUCUGGAAACCAUAUGUCGGGAUUCAGAUGAUGGGAGCGAGAAAACUAUGCUCCUACCUUCCAAUGACGAGCAUGGGUGCA